UGUACCGCGCGGGUGUAGUUUGACAGUCGCCUAACAAUCCGCAAAAAAUGGCAGACAAGGACAGUUCAUCGGGGGGUGGAUCCCAGGAGAACCUCGCCGUCGACGCCAUAAACCUGGACAUCGAGGAGCUGGACGAUGCAGAGUACGCGAUACCGUCGCUGGACCACCUGCCGACCCUGGAGAGCAUCCUGACAGAGCAGGACACCGGUGAAUUAUCGGGCACCGACCUGGACAUCGGUGCUGCCUCGGCCUCGGCGGUGGACGGCAGCGAGACAACGAGUGUCGGUAGCCUCCUCUCCCUGAAUUCCCUGAGCAAACCGACACCCCGAAACCCGGAGAUUCCCCUGUCGGGGGUGAUAAUGAAGCACGCGAUAAUGCGGGGGAUAACAUCGCAGAUAAAAUCCGCCUCGGAGAAGGUGAACGCCGGGCUGGCGAGUGCGGUUGCCGCUGGUGGAGAUCUCCUGAUCAUUGGAACCAGUCACGGCCUCCUCUUGGCUUUUGACUCGAAGCAGACGCUGAGGUGGUGCAACCAGGAGGCGCGUCACCAGGGGGCGGUCUCAGCCCUGUGUUUCAAUCACGACGGCACACGACUGCUGGCCGGCUACGCCCGGGGGCACAUCCUCAUGAUCGACAGCUCGAGUGGAAAGGUCCUGAGGACUCUGACGGAGGUGCAUCCACCCGGGACAGCAGUCCUCCACGUGAGAUUCACUGACUCGCCUACCCUGGCCCUCUGCAGUGACAGCGGGGGCUCGGUCUUCGAGCUCAGCUUCACGAGGGUCAUGGGGGUGAGGGGGUGCGACUCCAAGUGUCUGUUCAGUGGAUCGCGGGGUGAGGUAUGCACGAUGGAGCCACUUCUGCUGAAUAAUUUACCUCGACAUCCCCUGAAGAACUACACACUCGUCGCCCUGGCGACGCUGUCCAAGGUCAUUGUCGUCUGCAUUCGCCCGAGGAUGAGGGUCGUCCUGACGCAUCCCCUGGCGGGGCCGACGAUUGCGCCACCGCAGGUCUCCUGGCAGCUGGUGGUGAUCCAGGCGCCGGACGCCACGCGAGUCAUUGAUCCCGUUCUCGCCCUUGCCAGAGACACAACUGUUCACUUUUACCAGGUGUGCUCGGAGGCCGGGUCGAGGGUGAGGCUGACGCCCCUCAGGAGAAUGACGCUUGCCUACACAAUCAGCAAUCUUCGAUGGCUGAACACGAGAUCGCUCGCUGUCCUGGACACGCAGGAGCGACUGCAUCUCAUCGAUGUUAGAACGCAGGAGGACCUGGAGACCAUUGACAUGAACCCCGUGGGGAUAUCCUACGCCUCGAGUCACUUCAAGGGCCUCUCCACGGGGGGCAACGUAUCCAAGGCGAUGGCGUUGGCUGGGGAACGGGCGUGCUACAACAGCGUCAUCACUUAUGGGAGCCAGCUGCUGCUGUUGGGAACGAAGCGACUGCACGUCGUCUUCAUCAGAACGUGGUCCGAACGACUGCGGUAUCUGACGCUUCAGAAGAGAUUCCCCGAGGCCCUGGCGCUGGGUCUGUCCUUUCACCAGGACAAGGGGAAGGCUGUGGUGGGUCUCAGUGGGCUCAAGAAGGUAAGGAAACGGCUGACCUUCAUCAAGACGAGUGAGGUAUUGAUGCAGUACAUGCACGAGUUCAUCAGGUCGCCAGGGGACUACGGAAACGAGAGCGAGAUCAUUGCGACUUGUGUGGAUUAUGCUGUACAGCUUGAGAAUAGUUAUCUGUUGUUCGGCGCUCUGUGGGAUCUCGUGUCGGAGACGCCGGGGUUGAAGGCGAGCUAUCUGAGGGCUCUCGAGGGCCCUCUCCUGGACGGCAGCCUGUUGCCAAGACUGCCACCACUGAUUGCCCAGCAGUUUGUCGAGUUGUACGACAAGGAGGACAGGUUGGAGCCUCUUCAGGCUGUCGUUGUUCUCCUGGACGUCGAUUGUUUGGACAUUCACCAGGUGACGACCAUCUGCAGGGCCAGGUGCCUCUGGGAGGCGCUCAUUCACCUGCAGACGGCAGCUCUGGGGGACUUCACGGCACCCAUUCACCAGCUGAUGCCCGUUCUCCAGAAUUUCAUGAAGAGCACGAGGGAGACGAUGCCGAGGGAGUGCAUCAGGCUGGGAAAUGCCCUCCUGGUGUACGCCAGCUGCUGCCUGGCUGGUAGGGGCUUCCCCAGGGGCGAUCUCCCUGAGGACCAGCCACAGAGGGCUAAGGUCGAAGUCCUCAGGGCUCUGUUGUCACAACAUUCCAGUCUCGCUGAAGACAACGAGCGCCAGUAUCCGUAUCUGAGGAGUCUUCUCAGAUUCGAUGCUCGAGGCUUUCUCGACGUCAUCUCCAUGGCCUUUCAAGAGCCCGAAUUCAAGACUGAAAUGGGACUGCGACAGAGACAGAGACUCGUGGACAUUCUGUUGUCCAUCGUCAUGCCGACAACACCAGUGUCUCCAGACAGUCCUGAGUACCUCACGAGCAAUCAGAGAGCAACUGUCCUGGUCUUUGUGGCGAAUGAAAUGGCGGAGGGCACUGUCACCCUGGAGUCCUCCACUCUGAAUCGAUUGAUUGAGGUUCUCUGCACCGACACUGGGGACAUGGUAACACGAGAUCAGAAACUGGAGCGAGAGAACGCCCUCCUCCAACUCCUGAAUACGAAGAAGCUGAAUGGAAUCACUGAUAACACUAUUUUAAAUUUAUCCCAGAGGGCGAAAUUCUUGAGGGUUGCCGAGGUGGUGUACACGGCGAGGGACGACUGGGUCUCCGUCUGCAGGUGCAUCAUCGGGGACCACUACAGGCAGCACGAGGUGUGGCAGUGGCUGGAGAGGCUGCCCAAUGGGGCUUUUCAAGCGGUUAUGCUGGCACACGCAGCAACUCUCGUUGCUCUAGACGCCGACAGGGUUGCUGGCUUUGUCAAUAGAAUUCCCGCGAAAUUGUCGGCCAUCCUGGAGAUGCUGGAGACAGAGUCGAGGCUGGAAUUUGCGCUGCUGUCGUCGUUGUACCAUGGGAAUCAGUUCAGGGAGGAGGAGGAGAACAGGGUGGAGCUCACGACGCAACAGCUCGAGAGGUUUCUAGCGCUCAUGUGUCGAUAUGAUCCUGACGGUGUUGUUGGUCAUGUCAAGGGGGUGCACGGCUGCAGGCUCGACGAGGCUCUGAGGAUCGUGAGGGAGGCGGGGCACAAGGAGGCCACUGCCGUCAUGCUGGAGAAAAUGGGGAACUAUCAGGAGGCCUUCGAGCUGCUCCAUGGGGGCCUGGAGGAACGACUGGGGCUGUAUCACCAGGGGGUGAUGGGGGAGGAGGAGGUGGUGGUGGCGACUAAACAGGUCGCGGGGCUGUGCAGACGGGCCGCGGGGAACCUCGACUGGAUGCCCCUGGUGGAGAGUGCUCUGCAGCCUCAGGCCGGGGGGAACCAGAGGGUCGAGAGGCUCAGGGGACGACUGCUCAAGGUCGUGCUGGAGGCGCUCAGUGGAACCACUGCCCUCUCCAUGGUUCUGGAGAAAAUUCUCAAGCAUCCGUUGGCCACUUCGGGGACCAUUGGGGAUAUCAGGCAGCUGCUGACCGGGGUCUUGACGCAUUCUAGGUACGAGCAGGUUCUCGUUGAGACCACGGCGAGACUCGUCAGUCUGGAGCUGCAUGAGGCACUCAAGAGGACGCUUAGAGAUUCUGGAAGAGCAUGCGCAAGUGCUUCAAUGGUCUGCCCCGUGUGCAGACAGGUGCUAACCCAGUGUACAGACUACACAGUGUUCUUUGGCUGUGGCCAUGGCUAUCAUUCCCAGUGUUUAGGAGAGAGAAAGCUCUGCUACAAGUGCCUAAACGACAAGGGUUGGGCGCCAGUUGCAACAAAUUACGAUGUGCCAACCCCGAGGGCCCCUGAGAGGCCCCAAAUAUUACCACCAGCCUUCAUGCGUCGACGUGAACUCACCCUCAGACUCGGUGCACCAACAGUACUGUCGGAUCUCGAGGGGAUUCUUUGAAAAUUGUCAUAAUUCAAUGUAAAUCUAGUCUCAAAUCAUUCAGAAGCAUCCCAGGAUAUUAAUCUGAUACUCAAGACAUUCAAAUUUGUAUAUUGAUUGUUAUUUUGUCUCGUGAUUUUUUUCCCUAUGUCGGGACAAUUUGCGGUGUCAUUGUAUCAUAUUUAUAAAUCUAUUGAUAAAAUUUAUGAUUAAUAGGAGAGAGUUUAUCGUUCUAAUUGAUUUUAAGGGAGGAACGUGGAAUAAAAGGAAACAAGAUCA
This is a messenger RNA of Diachasma alloeum, 4208 nucleotides long. RefSeq names its product vacuolar protein sorting-associated protein 8 homolog (gene Vps8). The coding region runs from base 48 to 3950 and encodes 1300 amino acids. Gene Ontology annotation, molecular function: protein binding. Gene Ontology annotation, cellular component: late endosome; HOPS complex. Lineage: Eukaryota; Metazoa; Arthropoda; Insecta; Hymenoptera; Braconidae. The record is from RefSeq and is a predicted model, not a curated record. Gene Ontology annotation, biological process: protein targeting to vacuole; endosomal vesicle fusion. The transcript is spliced from 3 exons.